AAGAGGGGAAAAGAUUUAAAUUUUUGUAUUCCGCAGCUAAAAAGAAGUAUUUACACUUGGCAACACUAAGUGAGAAAAGAAAAUAGGGAAGAAAAAUAUUUUUGUAAAAGACGCGUUUUUGUGUUUGUAGAAUUUUUACACUAUUGAUAAAGAAUAUAAUUGUAAAGUUUAGCAUAAAAAAAGGGAAAGUCGGAUUAUCCGGACGUAUAUGCUUUGAUAAGACAAUUUCGGAAAAAUGCCCGCUGUUGAGAAUGGAGCAGUGGGUUAUGAAGAUGAGUUACGAAAAGACAAGUCUCAAAACCAAGAGCCGCUAAUCCCAUCUUUAGAAGAAAAGACAUUAAAAAGUCGCCAUCGCAGUCGAUCGGUAUCACCAGGAAAUGUUUCAGCUGAGCUCCGUCACAGUAAAUCUCGAUCUAGAUCCGGUUCACGUUCUUCCGAAGGCGAACCGCCAUCGCCACAUGCAGAGAAAGAAAAACAAAGAUUCCGAUCGCGUUCUAGAUCAGUGUCGCUUGAUAGUGAUGGGAGAAUAAAAGAGCGCAAUGAAAGUCCACGAUCGGAUUCUAGAUCACCAUCCCGCAGCUCUAACAUAUCGUCUGAGAAACCGGGACUGUCAAAGGAAACGAAGCUGCCGUCGAGGUCAAGAUCGCGGAGUUCAUCUCGAUCAAGUUCAGAAAGCUCUAGAGGACAGCGCGAAUUAUCGAAAUCACGAUCUAGAUCGCGAUCACACAGUUCAAAUGCUAGAUCAAUUUCACCAAAUGUCUUAACGAAUCAACAGGAAAAAACCAAUUCACGCAGCCUCAACGACGAACCAUAUACCCCCAUUUUGUCUACAAAAGAGAAAUCUGAUUCGGUUAAUAUAUCACUUGACGAAGAUGCAGGAUUAAAAGCCCGCCGUCGCAGUCGUAGUCCUAGUCAGUGUUCUCUGGGAUUUAAUAAGGACGACGAACCAAAACGGAAAAGCCGCAGUCGCAGCAAGGAACACACACGUGGCACCCCGAGAUCGCGGAGCUGUAGUAAGUCUCCCUCGGGCAUCCCAUCUCCCAGCGGAAAGACGCCGAAUGAUAGUGUCGCACGCAGUCGUUCCGGUUCAAGACGGUCCCGCAGUGGCUCUAAACGGAACAACUCCCGUAGUCGCUCCCGAUCAAUAUCUCCACUUUCUAGACCUGCUUCAAGACAUCGCUCUCGUUCUUACUCAAAGUCUGCAUCCCGUUCAAGAUCGCGAAGCAGUCGUAAUCGUUCACGUAGUGGAUCAAAACACUCGCGUAGCGCUUCUAAGCUAUCAAGAAGCUCCAGGCGCUCAUAUAGUGGCUCUAGACAUUCACGUAGCGGUUCUGAACGAUCAAGAAGUGGUUCAAGGCGCUCGUAUAGUGGAUCAAGCGAUUCAAGACACUCGAGAAGCGGUUCAAGGCGCUCAAGGAGUGGUUCAAGACGCUCACGGAGCGGUUCAAGACGCUCAAGGAGCGGUUCGAGGCGUUCAAGAAGCGGUUCAAAACGCUCACGGAGUGGUUCAAGACGCUCAAGGAGCGGUUCGAGGCGUUCAAGAAGCGGUUCAAGACGCUCACGGAGUGGUUCAAGACGCUCAAGGAGCGGUUCGAGGCGUUCAAGAAGCGGUUCGAGGCGUUCAAGAAGCGGUUCAAGACGUUCAAGGAGCGGUUCAAGACGCUCAAAGAGCGGCUCAAGACACUCAAGAAGCGGCUCUCGACGAUCACGAGCUAGUGGUAGUGCUUCACGAUCUCGUUCACGAAAUAGUUCUCGCAAAUCAAGAUCAAGAUCAGUGCGUUCACAUUCUAAAUCAGCUGACAGUCGUUCGGGAUCCUUAGCUCGAUCAGGCUCUCGACGCUCAAGGUCGCAUUCCCGCAGUCGUUCUAAAUCACACCAUAGCUCAAUAUCACCAACGUCUAAAGGCCAAAAAGGUCAUAAACGUAACAUUUUAAGCGACUCUGAGGGUGAAGAUGGACCGUCAUCAGCACAAAAGAAACGACCGAAAAUAACUGAUACCGAUAACGAAGAUGAGGCUGAUAAAAGUGAACAUGAAAUUGUGGAAGAAGGCGGAGCUCAAGCGGCUAGUAAGAACAUCGGUGAUAGCUCAGAUGAUGAAAAUCUACCUAUAGAUAAUGAUAGAGAACCUGAUAACUUCAUUUCGGACUUCGAUGCCAUGUUACUGCGUAAAAAAGAAGAGAAACGUAUAAGAAGACGUAAACGUGAUAUUGAUUUAAUUAACGAUAAUGACGAUCUUAUCGAUCAACUAAUAAUGAAUAUGAAAAACGCCUCAGAUGAGGAUCGUCAAUUGAACGUGGAAGGAAAGCCAGCCACAAAAAAAAUCUCUAUGCUCAAACAAGUUAUGUCCCAACUAAUUAAAAAGGAUUUGCAAUUGGCUUUUCUCGAACAUAAUAUAUUGAACGUUUUGACCGAUUGGUUGGCGCCAUUGCCUAAUAAGAGUCUACCUUGCCUACAGAUUAGAGAAAGCAUCUUAAAACUUUUAUCAGAUUUUCCUACUAUAGAAAAGAGUUAUCUUAAACAAUCGGGCAUUGGAAAAGCUGUUAUGUAUUUAUAUAAACACCCUAAAGAAACCAAACAGAAUCGUGAUCGCGCAGGUCGUCUCAUAUCAGAAUGGGCUCGACCCAUAUUUAACCUGAGCUGCGAUUUUAAAGCGCUUACAAAGGAAGAACGCCAAGAGCGCGAUAUGCGCCAAGUGCCAAAGUCGCGUCGCAAGAGUCCUGAACCAGAACCGUCGACAUCGAAAAAGAAAAGAGGACUCAAUUCUGCUUUCGGCAACACAGAAGAGAAACCUUUACGUCCUGGCGAUCCAGGUUGGGUGGCACGAGCCCGCGUCCCUCGGCCAUCAAACAAAGAUUAUCUGAUAAGACCGAAAUCGAAGAUAGAUGGCGAAGUUUCCACAACUAACAAACGUAAACCGAAUCGAUAUGAGAAGCAUAUGAAAAAGUUCCUCGACGCUAAACGUUUGAAAUCAUCACGCAGAGCUGUAGAAAUAUCGAUUGAGGGUCGUAAAAUGGCCUUGUAAAAAAUGUGAACUUUAUCAGAAUAGUUAUUGUGCCCCUCUUAAAGAAGAUUUUUAACAAUUUCUUAAUAGAUAUUUAAUUAGUCUUUAUUUUAAGCUUUUGUUUUGCGUAAAUUGCUUGCGCUAUUUGAACAAAUAUAGUAAGCUAACUAAUUAAA
Molecule: messenger RNA, 3177 nt
Organism: Glossina fuscipes
Lineage: Eukaryota; Metazoa; Arthropoda; Insecta; Diptera; Glossinidae
Product: protein IWS1 homolog
Exons: 5
Coding region: 236-3022 (928 amino acids)
Biological process (GO): poly(A)+ mRNA export from nucleus
Cellular component (GO): nucleus
Source: RefSeq, a predicted model, not a curated record